AUGGUCUCACCUCGGAAACACUUAUUGGCAUUCUGCAGCAACUACAAUAGGAUCCACGAAGAAGAAGGAAUUGAGAUAUUAGACAAAAGGAUAGAUGGAAAUAUAGGACAGGAAUUGGUCAGAGGUUGGAGACGGCCAGAAGGAGGACAGAAGAAGGACGCGCGAGGGCGUGAGCCCGAGUACUAUCUGUUUGUUACAGUUUGGUCUUGGUUUAUUGUUGACUUAUUUACCGUUGCUCGUAUUUUCCCCAAUUGUAUCGUUUAGUUUGGAUAAAUCUGUCAAUUAUACGUGUUUGGCGAGUCGUUUCUAGGAGAUCCUCGGAUCUCAUAUCCUCACGAACUACCCCAAAUAGUUCUAAUUGGCGACCACGUGCACUCCACAAUCUUCGGCGACGUUCGAUUCGGUUUUGCGUUGGAUUUUGAGGUGAUUUUCCCCUAUUUUUCUCUUGAAUUUUAGGUACGAACUUCUCUUGACAGUUCGAAAGAUAUUUGAACCUCUAUUGACAGUUCAAAUCGAUUUGCGAGCUUCUAUUGAUAGCUUGUAGGAACUCCGAACUUCUAUUGAUCGUUUCGGAUUUCUUCUGAGAAACUCUAUUUGAUCGUUUCGAAUUUCCUCUGAGAACCUCUAUCGAAGAGUUCCAGCGACCAUCGGCUGUCCUCUCUUGGAAAGUGACCGAUCGUCGAUUUGAAGCGCUAUCGUGCUUGUUUUUCUGGGAAUUUAUCGAGUCCCCGAAAUUGUGUUGAAUUCCUUAUCCCUCUGAAGGAUUCUCCACGUCAAAGAGAAUAUUUAUCGCAUAUUCUUGCCAUAUCGGAGCCUUUUGUUCAAGGAAAUCCCGAUUUUUUCAAGUAAAAUUCGAUCCGGAUAUUAUACUUGAUUUUCGAAGGAAAUUGUGUCUUCAUCCUGUUGUUUAUCUCAAUUGCCGAUUAGUGAACCUGUUUUAGCGAAUAGAUUGAAUCGCAAAGGUGUAUUUGAGAAGUUCCGAACUAUUUGAAGAGUUUACGGAUUUUUGGGUAUUAAUUUAGGUAAUACUUGACGAACUUUGCGUUAUAUUGCGCGUUUUUGUGCCCCGUUGUUUUGAGAUACAGUGCCCGUUCCUGCCGGUUAGAAUAGCAGAGUCUGUUUCUUGUUUAUUUGCUGAUUAUCUCGUUGAUUUGGGCAAUUUUUUCGUUGAUUACCUUGGCUGAUAUCACUUUUUCGUGAAUUCCAUUGAUUUUGAUUAGAAUUUUGAUAGUAUUGUUGCGGUUCUAUCCGGUUUAUCCUGCUGAAGAUAAACUAUUCGUGUGUGAAUUUGUUUCAUUGAUUUUUAAAUUGAUUUUUACAGGAGAAUUUGAGACAGAUCCUUGAAAGACCUAGUUUAAUAUCGAAACCGAAGAAAAUUGUUGAUAAGUUCCUUUUACUUGUGUGUUCCACCUUUAGAUUGAAUAAUUCGAGGCAUUCACAGAAAUUCGCGGCUUCCGACAUUAAUUUAGUUGAUUUGUUACCUAAAAUUUGAAAAAAACUUUCUAAAAAUGCCGAACUUCACGCUAAUUUCUCCUCCUACUCCUUCCUUGCGUCCUGAAGACUUUCAUCCUUAUGAUUUGCGGGUAGAAAGAACUGAAUUCUACCAAGAAAGCACGAAAAAAGCAUUGUCAGACAUAAGCAUCACAAUUACAUUAACAGAAACACAAAUUUUUUCUCUGAAAAUGGGCCAAAUAGUUCUAAUCAAGUGAAAAAGCUGCGUUUUUGAAAGGCGCGCCCUUUCCCUUACAAAAAAGCGUUUUGAAAUCGGAGUUUUUUCCGCUUGGAGAGGGAAAGCAUUUUGCCACAUUUUUGAUGCUUCCCGGAUGCAAAAUGGUACGUUUUUUGCGGCUGGACAAGGUCAGUCACUGUAUCAGUCUGUAGGGAAAAUAAUGAACAUUUUUUUGCAUCGAAAAUCGCAUCGCAUAGAAAAUGAAUUGUGCCGCGGCAAAGCCAGCUGCUUUUCACUAGCGAUGCGACCGGUGCAGCAAAAUUUCUUUCAUUAUUUUCCCGACAGACUGAUAUGAGAAAUAGUGAAUCGCCCAUCAUUGCUUUGUGACGGUAGCCGCAGAAUUUGACACGCGACUGCCCGUUUUUCGACGAGGUGAAGCGUUUUGCUGCAAAGACCUGUCAAUAUUUUCCCGACAGACUGAUAUUUGUGUUUCUUUUGUCGAAAUACCUGAUGAUUUCUUGCUCGUAAGUUGGCCAAAAUUCGCAAUUUGUUGCGCCCACUUUCCCGUCGACAUAGAUCUUUGAUUUUCAAAGCUCGUAUUCCUGUAACAUCACCGUGAAAACUACACCUACACUUUACUUAGAAUCAAUAGUGUAGACAGUAUACGCUGUAGCCUAGUCAUGUUGCAUGGGUCCCUAGAGGAUGACUGGCAUUAUCAUUUUGAGCGACUUUGUGUUCUUUGAGUUCAAUAAGAGUUUCGCUGAAGAAUAGAGUGGGGUUGAAGAGGUUGAUUAUUAUUUACAUGUAAUUGGAGGAAGCAAGCCUUUCAUGUGGCCUAUAAUAAACAUUUAUCAUCGAGAGUAAGAGUUCAGCGACUUGCUUACACACAAACAUGGUUCCCGGGCCGGGCUCUGGGAAGUUUGAAAAUGGGCCGAGCCUACUUUUUAGCGGCCUAGGGCUCAAGUUUGCUGCCGACAUUAACCGACUAGAACUACAAUUUUCUAAUCGACGUAGUACACUGAAAGAAAAAACAUCAAAUUCAAAUUCAUCAAAAUAAAACAUCACGCAUUUAUGAUGUCCACGACAUCAAAAGCUGGAGAUUUUGAUGUUUUCAUCAAAAAAACUUUUUUGAUGUUUGGGUUUAUCAAAUUCCAAUUUGCCAAUUGAACUCAAAAGGAAGGGCACACAUGUGCGUACGCACAACAGAGAAAAAGGAAAUCAGUCGAAUUUCACUCUGUCGAAUUUUCAUAAAGUCGGUUGUUACAUGAUAAGAUGCCUCAUAAAUUGUCGAUUUCUUGUAAAGGUCGUGAUUGUCAGGAUUGUACAUAGAUCAGGUAAGCGAGUUUUGCUGUUGUUUUCUUUUAUUUUUAGAUCACUUAUUUGGGCGACAAUGAUAAACAGAUGCUCUAAAUCGCAACGAAGACUGAGGUAAGCUUGGUCUCUGAAUUAUUUAAUUCUUUGGAAUUCAGAUUAUUUUUUUUUCAUAUUGCUGGACAUGUUAUGCUUAUCCGCCUUCGCUGGCUUGGACCUGAGCUUUGUGUAUGCUGGACGAAGAGCAUACCGCCUUCCCGUACAUUUAUCCAGUCCGCAAAAGCGUUUUUGACAACAAAAUAGUCAUACCGGAGGAACCAAGCGUUAAUCGGACCUAAAUUGUGAGUUUUUUUAUAUUGUACUAGAUGUUUGGGCAUACGUGAUGGAAAAUUUCGAAAAUUCGCAAAAUUUUCUGAAAUUUUGUCCAAAGAUUUUUUAAAUACGGCGUCGCGACACUUGCGGGCAACCACUUUGCGGGCAACCAGUUUGCGGGCAAAUUUUUUGCGGGCAGCCACUUUGCGGGCAAAAUUUGGAGGGUCACAUUUGCGGGCAGCUGAAACAUUUGCGGGCAGCUGAGACACUUGCGGGCAGCCUGGGACACUUGCGGGCAACCGACACUUGCGGGCAGCCGACAUUUGCGGGCAACCGGCACCUGAGGGUAACAGGGUGGAGGUGGAAAUAUUACUAUGAUAUUUUGGAAAUUUGCCGACAUUUGCGGGCAACCGACACUUGCGGGCAGCCGACAUUUGCGGGCAACAGGAAAAAACAAUCACACAGAGUGUAUUGGAACUUUUAGAACUGUUGCCCGCAAAUGUCGGCUGCCCGCAAGUGUCGGUUGCCCGCAAAUGUCGGAAAACUUCCAAAAUAUCGCAGUAAUUUUUCCACCUCCACCUUGUUAUCCCCAAGUGCCGGUUGCCCGCAAAUGUCGGCUGCCCGCAAAUGUCGGCAAAUUUCCACAAUAUCAUAGUAGUUUUUCCACGUCUACCCUGUUACCUCCAUAAUCAGGUGUCGGUUGCCCGCAAAUGUCGGCUGCCCGCAAAUCUUCCAGGCUGCCCGCAACUGUCGACCCUGCCCGCAAAUGUCCCAGGCUGCCCGCAAAUGCCGGUGCUGGCCGCAAAUGUCGGCUGCCCGCAAAGUGGCUGCCCGCAAAAAAUUUGCCCGCAAACUGGUUGCCCGCAAAGUGGUUGCCCGCAAGUGUGCGCCCGCCUUAAAUACGGUCUAUGGAGCUCCCUGAUCCAGUUUCGAUUAGAUCUUUAAAUAUUUUGGGAAUCGUCUUGGUAUCUUGGUGAUGGUGAGAAAAUAAAAUGUUUACAAAAGCGUCCAAUUUGGAGUCUAAAAUGUAAAUUUAGCUCCCGGUGUCCCAUGUUUUGCGAAGAAAAGCAGGUGGAUGUCGACUUUUCCGCCAAAGACCUGCUUCAUCACCCCGUGACGAUCUUCAUCAUCAGUACUAACAGCCAAUAGUCGAAGAGUUGAAGUGAUGUUUUUUCGGUAAGGUGAGUUGCGCUUGGUGAUAGUCAAAAUAAUGUUGUUUAUUUGUAGAGCUGGGCCGUCCAGAAGCUGGAUCACCAAUGGAAAGACAGUAUUUGAGCGAUCAGAAGCCAGAAUUCAUCAAACAGGUGAGUUAUCUAUAUUGUAGUAGGUUUGAUUUUUAGGCCAUGCGAUGCGGAUGCCCGACGGUAAUGAUGGUGGUAAUGACUUGUUCCACCUCGACGCAAUCAACCCGACCUUUUCUUCCAAUCGUCGUCUUGGAUCAGCGCAAGAAACGGCCGUUCCAUGGAGUUAAAAGCAGUCAAAGGUUUGCUAUGACUGCUAUUUUACCUAAAUUGUGUUUUUACAAACGGUUUAUUCGAAUAAAUUGUGUAAAUAGUAGUAUUUGUGUUUUUGAUAAAUUAUCCAUCACAAAUAUUUGAUUUUCCAAAAAUUUUUGAUGUGCCCCACAUCAAAAAAAUAAUAUCGUAUUUUUUUUUCUUUUUGAUGAAACGAAACAUCAAAAAACUUUUUUUGAUGUUUUCAUCAAAAUCUAAUAGACUGAUGAAAAACAUCAAAAAUAUAUGAUGUUUUUUCUUUCAGUGUAUGAUAGAAAUUUUUGUUGAAAUCUUCAACCUCUAGCUACUAACGCAGUACAAAAAAUGCACUUUGAAUGGAUCAAAUAGGUCACUUUAAUGUUCAUGUAACAGCUGGAUUUUGAAGUUUUCAAGCUGAACAACCAACGCAACCCCAAUUAAAACACUCACAAUAGUUUCCUAGGCGGCUUAAAAAAGAUUGAAGUUUUUUGCGGCUGUUCAAAUAGCUGUAACACGUUUCUGUUGGGUGUUCCAAAGCAAGGCCUUCUGAUUAAACAAAACCUCGCUACUAUUUAACCCACGGAAGUCUUUGUUACAGCAUCAGUGUCUUCAUCUUCUCAACAAUGAAGUAUUUUGUUCUUCUCUGCCUCUUGGGUUUGGCGUUGGCCGACGAUACCGGCAAAACGACCAGAUAUUGGGAUUGUUGUAAGCCUUCGUGCGCAUGGCCCGGAAAGGCCCAACUCAAACAAGGCCCCAGCAAGUACUGCGACGUGAAUGACAAGCCGUUGGCCGAUGAUGGCAACACUCAGUCCGGCUGCAACGGUGGCAGCGCGUACGCCUGCUCCACGGACCAGCCUUGGGCCGUCAACGACAGUCUCAGCUACGGAUUCGCGGCCGUGAAGCUGCAAGGAGGCCAAGAGUCGGACUGGUGUUGCGCCUGCUACGAACUGACCUUCACCGACGGGCCCGUUGCCGGCAAAAAGUUCGUCGUGCAGGCCACCAACACCGGCGGCGACUUGGGCUCCAACCACUUCGACUUGAUGAUCCCCGGCGGCGGUGUCGGCAUCUUCAACGGCUGCCAAGCCCAAUGGAAGUCGCCCGCCGACGGAUGGGGACAGCGCUACGGUGGUGUGAGCUCCGCAUCCGACUGCUCUUCACUUCCGGAGGCUCUGCAGCCCGGCUGCAACUGGCGCUUCGACUGGUUCCAGAACGCCGACAACCCAGGCAUGACCUUCAAGAGAGUGCCCUGCCCCACCGAGAUCACUGACAAGAGCGGUUGCAUUCGCUCUGAUGACCAAUAA
Bursaphelenchus xylophilus (pine wood nematode) is the source of this 6065-nucleotide messenger RNA. NCBI's taxonomy places the organism in Eukaryota, Metazoa, Nematoda, Chromadorea, Rhabditida, Aphelenchoididae. The record is from the annotation of a GenBank genome assembly.